Messenger RNA from Exophiala aquamarina CBS 119918, 1113 nucleotides. RefSeq lists its product as uncharacterized. The record is from RefSeq and is a predicted model, not a curated record. The transcript has a single exon. Bases 1 to 1113 code for a protein of 370 amino acids. Lineage: Eukaryota; Fungi; Ascomycota; Eurotiomycetes; Chaetothyriales; Herpotrichiellaceae.
AUGUCAGAUGACGAGGCCGACCCGGAACUACUUGCCUUGCUACGACAAUCCCUUGGCCUGGGUGAUGGCAAAUUCACCGCUCCUCCCACGACCGGAGUGCUGCAAUCAGCCGAGUACAUCUGCAACAACUCGAUCGAUGUCGCCAUAUCGACGGCAGGGACCAAAGCCGCCGCCGAGACGAUAUGGCAGCUGAUGCAGCGCAAGGGCUACUCGACACAGACCUGGUCGGAGCAUGAACUCCACCCGCAGGCCAAAGACGAAGCCACCGUCAAUUUCAUCUUCACCAUGAACCUGCUGAACUUCUCCUUCUGGUCCGAGUUACCACCAGAACAGCGCUUCGCAGUCGAAUACAGGGAUCACCGUUGGACUGGCUAUUGGUCCCUGGUGGCGGCUCUACAACGCGCAUUGGAUGAAGGCUAUGCCAUCACCACCCCAGACUUCUGGCAGGACUUAGACGCCUGCCCGGACUCAACACUAGAAUACAUCUUCCGGUCCGCAACCGAUGAACCCAUCCCACUGCUCUCCGAACGCAUCGCCAUCCUCCGCGAGGCCGGCACGAUCUUAUACGAGCAAUUUGGCUGCAAACCCACGAAUAUCAUCUCACGCGCGAGCCAGUCCGCCGCAGGACUCGUAAACCUGUUGGUCUCGCACUUCCCCAACUUCCAGGAUUCGACGGUCUUCCACGACAAGCCGGUCCGGCUGUACAAACGGGCACAGAUUCUGGUGGCGGACCUGUGGGCGUGCUUCAACGGCACCUCAUACGGGACGUUCACCGACAUCGAUUCCGCAUUGACCAUGUUUGCCGACUAUCGCAUCCCCCAGAUGCUGCAGUCGCUCAGCUGUCUGUGGUAUUCGCCGCGCUUGGAGUCGCGGAUUUCGCGACGCGACGAGUUUGUCUCUGGCGAGGCCAUGGAGGUCGAGAUCCGGGGCUGCAGUGUCUGGUGUGUUGAACUACUCAGACGCGAGAUCGAAAGGAAUCAUCCCGACGCCAAAGGAAAGCUGAAUGCUGUGCUUAUUGAUUUCUUUCUUUAUGACACCUGUAAGGAGAUGGAGAAGAAAGGUGAAAUCGAAGACGUCUUGACUCAUCACCGGACCAGGUCGAUAUUCUACUAG